UUUAUUAUUAUUAUUAUUUUCUGACUCCAUCUCGGCGAGGAAGGAUGUCCGGCAGAGGAGAAGGGGGCUGAGAGCCUGGAGGAGAUGAUUGUGCUGAAUGGGGGCUAAAUGAUGCUUUUGCCAGGCCGCCCUCCAGAAGCGACCAUGGACACCCUCCUCUGCGGCCUCCUGCUGAUGGGCACGGCGCUUGGGGUGGAUGCCUGCCCCAAAUACUGUGUCUGCCAGAACCUGUCCGAGUCCCUGGGCACCCUGUGCCCGGCCAAGGGUCUGCUCUUCGUCCCAGCGGACAUCGACCGGCGCACAGUCGAGUUGCGCCUAGGCGGCAACUUCAUCGUCCACGUCAGCCGCGGGGACUUUGCCAACAUGACGGGCUUAGUGGACCUGACGCUGUCCCGGAACACCAUCGGUUCCAUCCAGCCCUUCUCCUUCCUGGACCUAGAGAGCCUCCGCUCCCUGCACCUGGACAGCAACCGCCUGCCGGCCAUUGGCGAGGACAUCCUCCGGGGCCUGGUCAACCUGCAGCACCUGAUCGUCAACAACAACCAGCUGAGCCGCAUCUCGGACGAGGCCUUCGAGGACUUCCUGCUGACGCUGGAAGACCUGGACCUGUCCUAUAACAACCUGCGCGGAGCACCCUGGGCCUCCAUCCGCCGUAUGGUCAACCUGCACCAGAUCAGCCUGGACCACAACCUGAUCGACCACAUCGCCGAAGGCACCUUCGCCGACCUGCAGAAGCUGGCCCGGCUGGACCUGACCUCCAACCGGCUGCGCAAGCUCCCUCCGGACCCCAUCUUCGCCCGCUCCCAGGCCUCGGUCGCCCCGGCGCCCACCCCCUUCUCCCCACCCCUGAGCCUCAGCUUCGGGGGGAACCCGCUGCACUGCAACUGCGAACUGCUCUGGCUGAGGCGGCUGGACCGCGAGGAUGACAUGGAGACCUGCGCCUCUCCAGCAGGCCUCAAAGGCCGCUAUUUCUGGCACGUGCGGGAGGAGGAGUUUGUCUGCGAGCCACCCCUCAUCACCCAGCACACCCACAAGCUCCUGGUGCUCGAGGGCCAGACUGCCUCCCUCCGCUGCAAGGCUUUGGGCGACCCCGACCCCCUCAUCCACUGGGUGGCCCCCGAUGACCGCCUGGUGGCCAACUCCUCCAGGACGGCGGUCCACGACAACGGCACGCUGGACAUCCUUGUGGCCACCUCGCAGGACAACGGACCCUUCACCUGCAUCGCCGCCAAUGCUGCGGGGGAGGCCACCGCGGCCGUGGAGUUGACCGUGGUCCAGCUGCCGCACCUGAGCAACGGCACUGGAAGGGCGGCCCCGCCCAGGUCCCGCCUGUCCGACAUCACUGGCUCCAGCAAGUCUGGGCGGGCGGGCGGGGGCGUCGAGCCCGCCCGAGGACCACCCGACAGGGCCGUGCAGGUCUCCGAGGUGACCGCCACCUCGGCCCUUGUCCGCUGGUCCGUGAGCAAGUCAGCCCCACGUGUCAAGAUGUACCAGCUGCAGUACAACUGCUCUGAUGACGAGGUGCUCGUCUACAGGAUGAUCCCGGCUUCCAACAAAGCCUUCGUGGUGAACAACCUGGUGUCCGGGACAAGCUACGACCUCUGCGUCCUGGCCAUGUGGGAGGACACGGCCACCACCCUGACGGCCACCAACGUCGUGGGCUGUGCCCAGUUCUCCACCACUGCGGACUCCACCCGGUGCCAGUCUCUGCGCGGUCAGUUCCUGGGGGGCACCAUGGUCCUGGUGGUCGGGGGCAUUGUCGUGGCCACCCUGCUGGUCUUCAUCGUCAUCCUCCUGGUGCGCUACAAGGUGUUCGGCCACACUCAGAACAAGAUGGCCAGCGUCAGCAACGUCCACUCCCAGACCAACGGGGCCCCUGUGUCCGUGCAGAAUGGGGGGCCCCCGCUGGUCGACCCCAAGGUCGGGGGGAGGGAUGACCUGAUGGAGCUGAACCGCAGGGGCUCCAUCCACGGCCGCGUCUCUCCCUUUUCAUCGUCCUCCUCCUCCUCAUCGUCCAGCUCCUCGGAUGGGCAGGCCAGGGCCAGGCUGAGCCCACACAGCGAGCCAGGCACGCUGGCCAGCAAGUGGCGACCGGCCUCCCGGUCCAGACACAACCUCGACCGCUUGAUGGGGGCCUUCGCCUCACUGGACCUGAAGGGCCAGAAGAGGGAGGAGCUGUCAAGCUCCAGGACUCCGUCCGGGCCGGGGCCAGCAGCAGGAAGACACUCAGACAGAGAGCCGCUGCUGGGGGCCCAGGACUCCGGGGCCCGUGGUCUCCUUACUCUCCCCCUCGAGGGGAAGACUAAGCGCAGCCACUCUUUUGACAUGGGGGACUUUUCCACGGCACAGAGCUGCAGCUACCCCAGAAAGAUCACUCGCAUUUGGACAAAGCGCAGCCUCUCAGUAAAUGGCAUGCUUUUGCCAUUUGAGGACGCGGACCAGUCGGGGGCCAAAGUGACUUAUGGCAGCUCAGAAUGGGUGAUGGAAAGCACAGUAUAAACCCAAGGGUCUCCUCUUCCCUUCCUCCUCCACCCACUCACAAGCCAGAGGGGAAGGGAGUGGUCCAGGCACACGGAGAGAUCUAGAUUUGCGACCUUGGGGACAGCUGGAAUCUGAACUUGUGGAGGCCGAGGCUAGUUCUGGUCACCCAGAGAUGGAUGGUCGAACAUCACAGGGUGGUGUCCUUUGUGGCGGUUUGGGUUUAGAGGCCCGUCCUUUUCGUUUUGGUGACCUGAUCUAGCUUGGGUUCAGGUGACCUUGGCUGAGAUCAUCCGAAGUUGAGGUCAUGGGGACAUGGAGUGGAGCCCUUGCUCUUCCACCCAAAUUCAGCUCUGAGGGGGUCUCGGGAUUGGGGCGUGGAACCUGAAUACUAAGUGGAUGAGCUAGCUUAUGUCACAGGGACACAGUUAGGAAGGUGUUGUGGGUGUGGUGGGGAAUUGGGUGGUUUGAGCCCAGUUAAAAUUGCUGCUCCCAAGGUCUACUCUUCACCCCCCAAGCCCCUUCAUCAAUAAUAACCCCCAAUUGAACCAAGUAUGAAAGACAGCUGGCAGCCGGGCAUUCACAAAAGCUCUGAAGGCGGCGGGGGAGUAGUAUUUCUCCUUGUUUCUUUUUGUUUGGGGGCUUUGAUUUCUCUUUCCACUGCUAGCAGAGCUGAGCGCUCCGCUGGUCACACAGCGAGUGGAAGGAAAUCCCUGGCUGUCAAUCUGAUGGUGCUUUGGGUGACGAGAGAGAGAGUCCUCUUCUGACACCGAAUCUCCAUGAUGCCAGGGCCCCAGGAGGCUUGGGUUGGGGGUUUGCAGGGGGUGGAGGAAGAGGCUUGGUCUUUUUUCUAAUUCCACUUCACCACCUGCCCAGGGCCGGGCCAGAGAUAUUUGCCGCCUGAGGAACCCCAAAGACCCAGCAUGGACUGGAUCUCUUUGUGCAAUAAAACCCAGGGGCUGCUGGGAAGUGAUCUUCUGGGAGUGUGGGUGUGCUUAGCAGGAAACAGGAGGGUCCUGGGGCUGGGGGGAGGGAGAAGGGGGAGAUAUGCUUUGUUUCUGCUCAUGAAACAUUUCCAUGUAUGGAAAGAGAAAAAGGCUUAGGGAGGGGUGGGACUCCCAGAGAAAGCUCUUCAGGUAAAAACAAUACAGACAUCGGCUCUGUCGUUCUCUCUGUCUCGCGAUCUCUGUCUCGUCAUGACUCCCUGUCUCUGCGUGUGUCGUCCCCUGACUCUGUCGCUCCCUCAUUUCCCCCCACCUCUCCUCUGUCUUGAAUGAAGAAAAGGGGCUGGAGAGUUUAGUUUUGUUAAAGUCGAUGGAACAGCUCUUUCCCAGACUAGGAAUGAUUCCAGAAAUGCUGGUCAUGGGGUCACCCCUGGGGUGGAUUGGGGGUUGGGGCAUCCAGACUGGAUUUAAACAGAAGCCUCUUGGCAAACCGUCCUCUCCUACUUCACCCUUCUCCCUCAUGCCACCCCUCUGCCCAUUACUGCCAGGCCCAGCUCAGUCGGUGAUUAUGUAUUGAGAGUCCACUAUGUGCAGAGCACUGUUCUGACCACUUGACAGAGUACGAUAUGACUUGUAAACUGAAUUUAGGCUUGUUCUCAGCAUCCGUCUAUCCGGAAAAAAAGGGAUGAGGCCUUUCUGUAGAGCUGCCUCACCUCAGUUUGAGCCAUUGAGGAUUUCACUGGGGUGACUGAUGGGUUGUUCUUUGUUCUUUCCUCUCUUUCCUCCCUCUUUCCCUCCCUCUUUCCAUCCCUCUGCCCUCUCUUCCACAAUCUGGCUGAGAAGGAAGCAGCCCUGGGUGACGCUGUUCUUUCUAUUUUAUUUUUUUUGGGGGGUUGGGUCCAGAGAGAAUGGAAGGCGCCGGGGAAAGAGCCAGACUCGAUGUUUAUUCUUUUGAACGGCUCAAAGAUGUAUUGUGGCUCAGCUGUGUACUUGCUCUUGUGUUUACCAUGUUUCCUCCUUGGAGUUUUAGAAAAUGACAUCCCUGUGGUCAGAAUAUGAUUAUCAUUCUUUUCUUUU
Messenger RNA from Tachyglossus aculeatus (Australian echidna), 4499 nucleotides. RefSeq names its product leucine rich repeat and fibronectin type III domain containing 2 (gene LRFN2). The transcript has 3 exons. Lineage: Eukaryota; Metazoa; Chordata; Mammalia; Monotremata; Tachyglossidae. The record is from RefSeq and is a predicted model, not a curated record. Gene Ontology annotation, cellular component: cell surface; postsynaptic density membrane. Gene Ontology annotation, molecular function: protein binding. The coding region runs from base 109 to 2499 and encodes 796 amino acids.